GCUAUUCCGCGAAACCGAACUUUAGUGAGUAGCACCAGUGGUAAAUUUGGUUACUGUUAGUAAUCACUGGAUAGUUAAAUUUCAUUGAUUUAUUUUCUAUAUAGUUAAUCCAUUGAAAAAUAAACAAUUAUCGUAUCUGUUUAAAGAAAAUAUCUAUAUUGGUAUACUAUUGAUAACUUCCAUGUUUUUCUAUCAAAUUCUAUGCUCUACGUGUGUGUAUGUACGAAUUUAGUACCUUGCAUCUGUAUGCAUGCAAACAUAUUUCGAGCAUUCGAUAAAAGCCUUUUGUUUACCAAUUACUCCGUCAACUGAGGAAAUUAUAAUGAGUGACGAUGAUCGAGAGAUCGACAUUGAGAGCGAUGAAGGUGACGACUCCGACUCUAGACAGAGGCAUUCAAAUAAUACCCAAUAUUUUUCUCAAGCAGAAAAACGUGCACAUCAUAAUGCAUUGGAACGUAAGCGUAGAGAUCAUAUUAAGGAUAGUUUCUCAAGUCUUAGGGAUUCUGUGCCAGCACUACAAGGUGAAAAAGUUGCAAGUAGAGCGCAAAUACUUAAAAAAGCUGCAGAGUAUAUACAAUUCAUGCGCCGCAAAAAUUCUUCACACCAGCAAGACAUUGAUGACUUGAAACGUCAAAACAAUCUCUUGGAGUCUCAAAUUCGAGCACUUGAGAAAGCAAAAAUAACAGGCAAUUUUGCAGCAGAAACAUGUGAAGUCACAAAGUCAGAAGUCACAAUGCCAGGGUACAACGACACGGAGUCCGAGUCUUCAGAUAGCGAAGCAAGUAGAACUAUACGUCAAUCAAAAAAACUAAAAGUUGGAGGACUGCAUCAUUGACCAAUAGUUUGAUACAAGUUUUGUUCUCAUAAAAACUUAUUUUCCCUUCACAAGCGAAUUCUAUAUAAAUAUUUAUUCCCAAAAAACAAAAAGACAUUUGUUCGCUGAAAAUGAAAAGGAACAGAAAUCUUUCAGUGAAGUCUUGAAUGUCUUAGAGCCAGUGUACAAAAUGGUACAAAAAGUAAGUAGUGUUUCUGCUUAAUUCAAAGAUUGAUAUGAAACAAAGCACUGUAAACACUUUGGAACAGCAUUUUAAUGUAUUCAGUUUAUAAAUUCAUAGAAAAUUUUGAAUUAUUUUGUUGAUCCGAUAAUCAUUCAACACAAAAUAAUAUUGUAUAAUACUAUUGUCAGAUACUAUUAAUUAUUUUAAAAAUUAGCAAUAGAAUAUAAUCGGUCGGUUAAGUUAGUGUUAAUAGAAAUAUUAAAACUAUUGGUAAAUACUGAAACUUUCAUAUUUUCUUGUAUCAGUUUCAAAUGAUUGUAUUAAUUUUUUAUCAGAUCUAAUUUUUAAUUUAAUAUCUUCAUUUUUUUGUAAUUAUUUGUUUGAUUAUUUAUCUUAGUCGCUGAUUAAUUACAGAUUUAUUACAAAUUCAAAUUCAAAACACAUGCUCAAUUGUAAUCCAAAAAUUUUGACGUUAUUUUAAAGUUUAAAUAAGAGUUUAAUUAUAUUAAUACAGAUUUUAACAUUAUUGUAAGAGUAAUAAAAAUUCUAAAACAGA
This is a messenger RNA of Hylaeus volcanicus, 1554 nucleotides long. RefSeq names its product protein max (gene Max). Gene Ontology annotation, cellular component: RNA polymerase II transcription regulator complex. NCBI's taxonomy places the organism in Eukaryota, Metazoa, Arthropoda, Insecta, Hymenoptera, Colletidae. The transcript has 4 exons. The coding region runs from base 251 to 835 and encodes 194 amino acids. The record is from RefSeq and is a predicted model, not a curated record. Gene Ontology annotation, molecular function: DNA-binding transcription factor activity; protein dimerization activity. Gene Ontology annotation, biological process: positive regulation of transcription by RNA polymerase II.